Messenger RNA from Trichoderma asperellum CBS 433.97, 800 nucleotides. RefSeq lists its product as uncharacterized. NCBI's taxonomy places the organism in Eukaryota, Fungi, Ascomycota, Sordariomycetes, Hypocreales, Hypocreaceae. Gene Ontology annotation, molecular function: hydroxyisourate hydrolase activity. The record is from RefSeq and is a predicted model, not a curated record. Gene Ontology annotation, biological process: purine nucleobase metabolic process.
GCAGCCGUCAAUCAUGCACGUCGAACGUUCAAGAAUAGAAACGGCGCAGCCUUGGUCUCCUGUUGUCCUCGUCACAGCCUUGAUCUCGGUCUCACGCCGCGUGAGUUGUAUAAAGAGAAGCGAGAGGGACCCGUUUCUUUCUUUGCUUUCCCCUUUCCCUUGUCUCUUUGUCUUUCUUCACUGAGACGAUUGCACCUCGAGAUUAAGUUGAUUGAUCGACCAAUUACCCCACCACACAUCCAUCCAUCCAUCCAUCCAUCUCUCUCAGCCCAGCUGCCAUCGCCAUACCGCAUACAUACAUACAUACACGCCAAACGUCACAAAAACAAACAUCCCGCCAUGGCCGACAAAGACCGCAUCACCUGCCACGUCCUCGACACCUCCGUCGGUCGCCCCGCAAAGGGCAUCCGCGUGCGCCUCGAGGGCCCCGGCACCACCAGCAGCCACGGCAACGUCCUCAAGACGUUUGAGUCCCUCACCAACGACGACGGCCGCAUCACCGUCUGGCUGCCCUACAGCUCCGAGACGUCGUCGGGCGAGGUCCCCGUCUACACGCUCGAGGACGUGCUGGGCGCCAUCCGGGGCCCUUCGCGAUGGACGCUGCGCUUCGACACCGCCAGCUACUUUGGCGAGGACAAGACCUUCUUCCCGGAGGCGACGGUGGUGUUCCGCGUGGAGGAGGGCCAGCACUAUCAUGUGCCGUUGUUGUUGAGUCCGUAUAGCUACACUACUUAUCGGGGAAGCUAAAAAGGGAGGCAGGAUGGAGAGAGAAACUUGGAAGAUGGGCAGUGACAUUUGAG